Molecule: messenger RNA, 1437 nt
Organism: Rhizophagus irregularis DAOM 181602=DAOM 197198
Lineage: Eukaryota; Fungi; Glomeromycota; Glomeromycetes; Glomerales; Glomeraceae
Source: RefSeq, a predicted model, not a curated record
AUGGAUGAAAUUAAACUAAGUGAUGAUGUAAUUGAACAAAUAAAAGAUUUUGAGUAUGGGAAAUUGACUGAAGAACAAGAAUCGUUAACUGAUAAACUAAUAACAGACAAAGAAUUAAAAGAACGUUAUAAAAAUUAUGGUUUAUGUAAAAAAUGUAAGCAGCCUAAUACUUACAACUAUUAUUGUCGAUCAUGUAAUUCACAAUAUUUUAAACAAAAUUUCAACAAUUGGACAAGUGGAAAUCAUGACGUUGAUGAAUUUAUUCAAAAAGUACAAUUAAAAGCUAGACAUGCGGUUUAUACCAUAGAGUGGAUUGAAUAUGAUAAAUUUGAAGAUGUUGAAUAUUUAGCAAAAGGGGGAUUUGGAACUACUUUUAAAGCAGUUUGGAAAGAUGGAUGCAUUGAAGAUUGGGAUGAAAAUAAUCAACUUAUAAUAAGAGGUGAAACAAAAAAAGUCGCUUUAAAGUGCUUACAUAAUUCACAAGAUAUUACGGCAGAUUUUUUAAAAGAAGUUGAAUCGAAUGUUACAGUAUAUAAUACUGGAUGUAUAGUUCGUUGUUUUGGUAUUACCAAAGAUCCAAAAACAAAUAAUUUUAUGAUAGUAAUGGAAUUAAAAAAUGGUGGUUUAAGACAACAUUUAAAUAAUAACUUCAUUUCGUUGAAUUGGGAUCACAAGUUGUAUAGUUUAUUUGAUAUUGCAAUUGGUCUUCAAGAUAUUCAUGAUAAAGGAUUAAUUCAUCAGGAUUUUCAUUGUGGGAAUAUAUUAAGCAAUUUUGAUCAAGGAACUUUUAUUACUGAUUUAGGAUUAUGUCAACCAGCAAAUGUCAAAUCCUCUCAAAAUAGUAAUAAAAAAAUAUAUGGGGUAUUACCUUAUGUAGCUCCAGAAGUUUUAAGAGGAAAAGAAUAUACUCAAGCAAGUGAUAUUUAUGGAUAUGGAAUUAUUGCAUAUGAAAUUUGUACAGGUUUCCCCCCUUAUUAUGAUAUAGCUCAUGAUGAAUUCUUAACAAUGAAAAUUUGUAAUGGGUUAAGACCAAAGUCUAAUUACAGAAUUCCUCAAUUAAUUUUUGACAUUAUUAAUCAAUGUUGGGAUGCAGACCCUUUAAAACGACCUAAUGCAAGUGAAUUGCGGGAGUUAAUAUUUAGAUUGGUUCGUGAUAUUCAUCUUAAGAAAGUGGAUUCUGUAAUUUAUGGGCAAGUUAAAGAAGCAGAUGAAAUUAAUAAAAAAUUAUCAUUUUCAUCACCUUUAAUAUCUACUGGUACUAUAUCAUAUACGACAAAUCCUCAAGCAGUUUAUACAAGUAGACUUUUGGAUUUUAAAAAUCUUCCAGAACCAAAAAAUGCUGAUAAUAAUGAUGAUUUACUUGGAAUAGAAUAUUCAGAUUCCUUAAAAAUGGAUUUUACUAAACUUAAUAUUAAGUCUGAAAAUGAAAAUAAUUAA